Molecule: messenger RNA, 153 nt
Organism: Suillus fuscotomentosus
Lineage: Eukaryota; Fungi; Basidiomycota; Agaricomycetes; Boletales; Suillaceae
Exons: 1
Source: RefSeq, a predicted model, not a curated record
CUGGCCUGGCCAGGAGGGAGGUGGCAGGAUUUUCUCUUAUCUGAAAUGGCAGAAUGGGGGUUUUCUGGCUGCAUAGAUAUUGCAGAUAGGAGCUAUAUCCCCCUCAUGUACAAACCAACUGAGAAUAGAUAUGUGUACUGGUGCCACAAAAAA